AUCGUCGUCUUUAACGGAUGCCCUCUCCGAGGAAAGAGAGGAAAGCUCGAGAGAGGGACGAUGUGGGAAUCCAUAUGUUUGACGCUCAUGGCGGCGGCGGGGAACAACAUCGGCAAGGUUCUACAGAAGAAGGGCACCGUCAUCCUCCCUCCACUCUCCUUCAAGCUCAAGGUGAUCAGAGCAUAUAUUUUGAACAGAUUGUGGGUAAUAGGAUUUCUCAUGGAUAUAUCUGGGGCCAUCUUGAUGUUGAGGGCUUUGUCUCAAGCUCCGGUUUCUAUAAUACAACCUGUCUCUGGUUGUGGUCUUGCUAUAUUGUGUGUCUUUUCUCAUUUUUAUCUCAAGGAAGUCAUGAAUGCUCUUGAUUGGAUAGCGAUAACUUUGGCUGGUGCUGGCACAAUAGGAGUUGGCUUUGGAGGAGAGGAGCAACGUAUUGCCACAGUCUCUCUUUCUCAUUUACCCCUACUUGGUUUCUCAGUUGCCUUGUUGUUUGCACUUCUGAAUACAUGGCUUCACAUCUACAAAAGUCGAAGGCAAGAGCAGGAACUGAUGCAUUCUGAAGUAACUGAAGAAAUUAUAUUUGGUUUGGAGUCGGGCAUUCUAUUUGGAAUGGCGUCUGUCAUAUCAAAGAUGGGUUUUGUACUUACAGAACAGGGUUUCUCAAAGUUCAUGCUACCUAUGUGCAUCUCCAUUAGCUUCUGCUGCAGUGCAAUUGGUUUUGUUUACCAGACCCGAGGUCUGAAGCAUGGAAGGGCUAUUGUGGUAUCCACAUGUGCGGCUGUAGCAGCCAUUGUUACUGGUGUUCUGGCUGGUACGAUUGCUCUGGGUGAACAUAUACCUUCUUCUCCAGUUGCUCGGAUGUCUCUCUUGUUUGGAUGGUUAUUUAUCAUGCUUGGUGUCAUUUUGCUUGUGAGUUCAUCUCGGUUGAUUGCACUUCUACCUAGGCAUUUGCAGCGCCAUCUCAAAAGAAACCUCGAGAGGAAUCAUAGUCUUAGGCGGUCUGCCUCAAUCCGUGCUAAGGAUCCCACGAGCCCAAGUGCAGUUAUUCAUGCAUCAACUUAGCAUCAGCUAAUAACAUCUCCAGUCAAAACAAAGCCAUAAUGGAGCCAGAAUUCCAUUAACUUUUUGUGAUGAUAUUUCUGUAUGGUGAUCAGCUCAGUUUUGAGUUUUAAAUAUGGUACUUUUGAUUUUUCCCUUUAAUUCCCUACCCGACAGAUGGAGAAGAAUGGGUUUGUUGUCCACUACUCUCUUUCUGUGGUGGUUUUGAGUAUUGAAUUAUGUUUCUAUUACAAUAAGCAAGAUAUCUGAGAAUAAAUGGUUAAGAUCUCAUAUAGUUC
Molecule: messenger RNA, 1334 nt
Organism: Zingiber officinale
Lineage: Eukaryota; Viridiplantae; Streptophyta; Magnoliopsida; Zingiberales; Zingiberaceae
Product: probable magnesium transporter NIPA9
Exons: 9
Coding region: 61-1059 (332 amino acids)
Biological process (GO): magnesium ion transport
Cellular component (GO): membrane
Molecular function (GO): magnesium ion transmembrane transporter activity
Source: RefSeq, a predicted model, not a curated record